Ictalurus punctatus (channel catfish) is the source of this 963-nucleotide messenger RNA. It is a transcript of the gene chmp2bb, whose product is annotated as charged multivesicular body protein 2Bb. Gene Ontology annotation, biological process: endosome transport via multivesicular body sorting pathway; protein transport; late endosome to vacuole transport. NCBI's taxonomy places the organism in Eukaryota, Metazoa, Chordata, Actinopteri, Siluriformes, Ictaluridae. The record is from RefSeq and is marked provisional. Gene Ontology annotation, cellular component: ESCRT III complex; multivesicular body.
GGCACAGAAGUACGAGAAAGUCUGAUAGAAGGAUUUGUUUACUUGUAUUUGUUUUUGGUUUGGUCGAGAUUGAAGGUUAUUAUGGCAUCGCUUUUCAAGAAGAAGACGGUGGACGAUGUCAUCAAGGAGCAAAAUAAGGAGCUGAGAGGAACACAGAGGCAGAUCACGCGAGACCGAUCGGCACUGGAGAAACAGGAAAAACAACUGGAGAUGGAGAUCAAGAAGAUGGCCAAAUCGGGGAACAAGGACGCAUGUAAGAUCCUGGCCAAACAGCUGGUGCAGCUGAGAAAACAGAAGACCAGGACGUACGCCGUCAGCUCCAAAGUCACGUCCAUGUCCACUCAGACCAAACUCAUGCACUCGCAGAUGAAGAUGGCAGGAGCCAUGGGCGCCACCGCUAAAACGAUGCAGGCAGUCAAUAAGAAGAUGGAUCCUCAGAAGACUUUACAGACUAUGCAGAACUUCCAGAAAGAGAAUGCGAAGAUGGAGAUGACUGAAGAGAUGAUGAACGACACGCUGGACGACAUCUUCGAGGACUCGGGAGACGAGGAAGAAUCUCACGACAUUGUGAACCAGGUGCUGGAUGAGAUCGGCAUCGAGAUCUCGGGAAAGAUGGCCCACGCUCCCUCUGCUAACCGAACCAAGCCCGCCGCCGCCGCCUCCACCUCCAAAGCAGAUGGGAUAUCAGACGAGGAGAUAGAGCGACAGCUAAAAGCUCUCGGAGUGGACUAGCGCAGACGCGUACAUCUCUGAUUUGCCUGGCAACACACACACACACACACACACACACACACACACACACUACUGAACUCUCAGCCUUGACAUUUGCAGUCACAUAAACAUACCUACAUAAAGGGGAGGAAGCACCACAGCAGGAAAAUUCUAUUCGGUUGUUGUGGUAGGACUCGCCACUGUUUAAACUGUGUUGAAAAGAAAUAAAUAAAUAACUUGUACAUUUUUACA